UCAGCAAUUAUCGUUUCUUUCCACUAUUGCUAAUUCGUCGUCUUCGCCCGAAGUGUUUGUUUUAGCGUCGCAGUGCAAAUUGGCUUCCGAUGAGCCGUUACUCGAUUCAUGGGACCUAGGACUCGCGCUAGUCUUUCUAACUACAAUGAAUCCGUGUGACCCGGGUCUGCCCCCGUGCCCGCCCUGCCCACCGACUCCAUACCCGCCGUGCCCAACAGUAUGCCCCCCGCCCCCGCCGCCGCCACCCUGCCACUCCAGACCAAUAAUGCGUGGUCUGCACUGGGCUCAGACGAAGCGUAAGAUAGCCCAAGCCCUGUUGGCGUCAACACUAGCUGGACUCUGCACCUACGUCUUCUUAGGGAAGCGUAGGAGGGAAGCCUACGCGGACUUCUAUUGUAAAGGUGAAUUUGAAGAUUGGGCUGAUGAAAUGGCGAGGAAAGGACUGUUUCAAUCAGUCCCUGCUGAAAGUCUAAAAUAGCAGGAAGAAUUAGAAUACUUAUAUGUUUUCGACUUUAAUUACUUUAUUGCUUGGAUCAAUUCAUAUGAUUAGAUCUUGUUGUAUGUAAUUAAAUCACUAGAAAGUACAAAUCGUAA
Messenger RNA from Spodoptera frugiperda (fall armyworm), 594 nucleotides. RefSeq names its product acrosin-like. The record is from RefSeq and is a predicted model, not a curated record. The transcript has 3 exons. Bases 146 to 478 code for a protein of 110 amino acids. Lineage: Eukaryota; Metazoa; Arthropoda; Insecta; Lepidoptera; Noctuidae.